CGCAUGCAAGUGUUACGAGCCGAUAAUCCGAGCCUUGGACUCGUGAUGGAAGCAAUAUCAAGUCGUUAGAGUCAAGAGCCUCAAGUCCAUUGCAAGUGCAAGCUGCACAUCUUCUGCGCAGGCUUAACAUCAUGUCAACUCCAACGCAGACGAAACGAAAUAUUCCUACAACACCUGACGAAACAACGUUUGGUCUGUUCCUCUGGGGAGGCAGAGAAAAAUUUGAUAGGCGAAUAGCAAUAUUGGAAGCGUUUAUCGGCAAUCCAAUUUUCUCCAAGAAAACAGUGACCACGCCCUCGCUAGCUCGCAAAGAUGCAUGGACACGAGCGGCUUUCCAAUCAAGAGAGCUUAUCAGGCUCAAGUUGAAGCAUGACUGGCCACACAGGCAGUUCAUGGAAGCGGUCAGGUUCACCGACAACAUGCUGCCGGUGCAACCUCAGUUCAGAAUCUUCAUGUCGAAUCUGGAGAGCCAGAUGUCUGAUGCACAGAAAGCGAUUUGGAUCCCCAAAGCAGAACGUUUUGAGAUUUUUGGCUCGUACUCGCAGACUGAAUUGGGCCAUGGAUCGAACGUCAGAGGAAUCGAGACGACUUCGACAUUCGAUCCAGCCACAGACGAGUUCAUCAUAAACUCUCCGACCACAAGCAGCACGAAAUAUUGGAUCGGUGCCACUGGAGUAUGGGCAACCCACUCGAUCGUGGUGGCACGGUUGAUCGUAAACGGCAAGGAGUAUGGCAACCAUCUAUUCCUCACUCAGCUUCGGAACCUGGAUACCCAGGAGCUCAUGCCUGGAGUCAAAAUUUACGAAAUGGGCCCGAAGGUCUUCCAAGGCAUGCUCGGCACCGACAACGGCGCCUUAAGAUUCCACAACGUCCGGGUCCCUCGAGCACAAAUGCUCGCCAGGAACGCACAAGUGCUGCGAGACGGCACUUACGUUGCGCCCAAGAACACAAAACAUUCGUAUGGAUCGAUGGUCACUGUUAGAGCUCUGAUGGCUGAGAUAACCGGUUGGGAUCUAUUGAAAGCUGUUACAGUUGCAUAUCACUACACCACCUUUCGACGUCAGUUCGAUCGCGACCACAAAGGAGAGGAAACUCCGGUUUUCGAUUAUGCUAGUGUGAGAUAUCGGCUAAUGCCACUCCUUGCACAGGCAAGCGCACUCGUGUUGGUAGGGCAGAAUAUCAAGCGUGCCUAUGACACCUACACGGAAAAUUAUCUUUUAACAAAUGAUACAUCUGAGCUUGAGGAUCUGCACCUCCAGACUGUGGGUGCUAAGGUCUAUUCGACGGAGAUUACCGGACAUGGAAUUGAAACGUGCCGUAUUUCUUGUGGAGGUCAUGGAUACAACGCCUUGUCUGGAUUCGGACGCAUGUACGCAAAUGCAAUCAAUGCCGUGACGUAUGAAGGUGACAAUUAUGUGGUGGCUCAACAGGUCCCAAGGGCGAUCUUGAAGCACUUCAAGGCAAAGACAGAGUCGUCCUUGUCUAGCUUGUCCUACCUCUCUUUCCUACGUACCAGGGAGCCACCAGAACCGAUCAAGGUUCAUACCACGGCGGAUUGGCUCCUGAGAGACCGGCAAAGAUUCGUUCUCGAACAACGGCUGGUCACGCUUGUGCAGAAUCACAUGGACGAUACGGAGGCCGGCAAGGACACUAGUUUCUCGACACAUGCUCUUACAAUGGCUCACGGCGACUUCAUUUACUGGAAGGGAUUCUGGAAUGUUGUUGAUCAUAAUGGGAACGAAGAUUUCUACCCAUCACUCAACGCUCUGGCACAAGUGUUUUCACUUUCAAUCCUCCAAAAUGCGCAUCUCGCACUGACACCGCCACUGUCGCUGCCUCAAAAAGCGCGGAAUCUGCUGGCAGAGGCGUAUCGCAAUGCGAUCAACGAUCUAGCAGACAGCCAUGUGGCCAGAAUCAUUGAUGCUUAUGGUUUUACAGAAUACGAGCUGGACAGUGCCCUUGCUCGAGCUGAUGAGACACCUUACGAAGCGUUGCUCAAUGGAGCCAAGAAGAGUGAAAUGAACAAUAUGCAGCACCUCUGGCCAAUGAUGGUAGACACAAGAAGGAUCUGGCGGGAAUUUGAGCAGGACAAGCAGAGAGGACAACAGGCCAAAUUGUAGAUAAGUCUCAUUACCAGGUUAUGCGAGGUACAACAAGUACUGUAGUACUGUACCAUUCUUGGCCCAGAUCCGGC
Messenger RNA from Exophiala viscosa, 2194 nucleotides. Its product is annotated as acyl-CoA dehydrogenase/oxidase C-terminal. Gene Ontology annotation, biological process: fatty acid beta-oxidation using acyl-CoA oxidase; lipid homeostasis. The record is from RefSeq and is a predicted model, not a curated record. Bases 132 to 2120 code for a protein of 662 amino acids. The transcript is spliced from 5 exons. Gene Ontology annotation, molecular function: acyl-CoA oxidase activity; fatty acid binding; FAD binding. Lineage: Eukaryota; Fungi; Ascomycota; Eurotiomycetes; Chaetothyriales; Herpotrichiellaceae. Gene Ontology annotation, cellular component: peroxisome.